CACCGAGAACUACAGUGAGUUUUGCUUUCCGUUGCGCUCUCUGAUGCAUAGACGGUGUUUACUGGGUUGCAGAGAUUGGGGAUGAAGGUGGUGAGCCACAAAUUGUUGAUGACUAAUCUCUCUCUAUAUUCAAGGCUAUGCAGUGCUGGUUGUGUAGCUUUUUCGGAUUCGUAUUGCUCUGGAACUUUCAACAGCUACCUACCUACAUUGCUGCAAUAUCAACGACAACGAUAACAGAUGCAAAUAUUUAAAGAAUACAAAAUGGUUUGCGUUGAUUUUUUUUUACUUCGUGGUUUUCUUUCAAGUUUAUACAUCCAUUGAUUUGUGUGAACCAUGUUUUAUGAUAUUCGAUAAUGACAUGCAAAUUGCAAAACAUAUAAUACAUAUAUACAUAUAUAUAUAUAUAGAGACCAAACUGUAACUACUACUAUUUUACAUCCUUUUAGUCUUCUCACGUUCAAGAUUUGCUCUUCUCAUUCAUCUUUUCUCCGAUACUGAGAGUAAUGGGUACCGUUUUCGAGACUGUUUUUGCAGCUGUUGGACGUCUUCGACCAGUUUUUAGUUUCUUGGCGGCACAUGGAGCUUACAUUGGCAAGAUUGAGGAGAAUCUUGACGAUCUAAAGAAUGCUUUGGAGGAUCUCAAAGCAAAAAGAUGUGAUUUGUUACGCGAAGUUGAUGCUGAAGAACUCAAGGGUGGGAUACGGUCAGCUAAAGUGGAAAGGUGGCUUUCAAAAGUUGAAACCAUUGAAACCGACACCAAUCUGCUGGUUGCUGAUGCUACCGCUAUACAACAAAGGCUGUCAACGUAUGGGUAUUGUUCCUGCAGUUUCUUUUCCGUCUACGGCUCUGGCAAAAAGAUUUCUGUGAAGUUAAAUGAAGUCCAAAGUUUCUUGUCUGCAUAUGAGUUUGAAGUGGUGGCUGCGCAAGCUCCUCCUCCCGUGGUAGUAGAAGAAUCUGUUCAGCAAACAUUUGGCCUUGAUACAACGCUUCAAAGGAUAUGGAGCCUUCUUAGGGAAUCUGAUAUUAGAAUUUUGGGUCUAUAUGGUAUGGGGGGAGUGGGUAAAACUACACUGCUCAGUCUAAUCGAUAACAAGUUUGCUAACUCUAAGGAUGACUAUGAUGUGGUUAUUUGGGUUGAAGUUUCUAAAGAUGCAGAUAUUGGGAUGAUUCAAGAUGAUAUCGGGAAAAGAUUAGCCCUCUGCGGCGAGGAUUGGAUCAAGAAAUCACAAAGGGAGAAAGCCGGUGAUAUACACAGGGUUCUAAAACAUGUGAAGCACCGAUUCGUGUUGUUAUUAGAUGACUUAUGGGAGGAAGUGAGUUUAAUAGCAAUCGGAAUUCCAUUGCAGGGGAGAGAAUACAAAGUCGUGUUUACUACUCGUUUUAAGGAUGUCUGUGGAAGUAUGGGGGCAAAUAAGGACAUAAAUGUUGAAUGUUUAGCAGAGAAGGACGCAUUGGAUUUGUUAAAGCAUCAUUCCAGAAGAGACACAUUAAAUGGCGAAAUGCUUGAGCACGCAAAAGAUAUUGUGAAAAAGUGCCUUUACUUACCCCUUGCAAUUGUGGUCAUUGGCAAGUCUCUGUCAUGUAAAACGACUGCAGAUGAAUGGCAUCAGGUACUCUCUACUUUGGAAUCUUCUCUGCCUGUGUCGGAUGAUAUGGAGAAGAAAGUAUUUCCUGUUUUGAAGUACAGCUAUGAUCAUUUGGAAAGAGAGGACGCAAAGUUGUGUUUUCUAUAUUGUGCUUUAUUUCCGGAGGCACAUAAUAUCAGAAAAGAUGAACUGGUAGAGUACUGGAUUGGUGAGGGUAUCAUAGAUGAAGAAGACGGAAGAGAAGGAGCAAUGAGUCGAGGCCUUGAGAUAAUCCGUACUCUUGUUGGGGCAUGGUUGUUAUUGGAGGAUGGGGGGGAGUCUAAACAGACAGUGUAUAUGCAUGGCCUGAUUCGUGAGAUGGCACUGUGGAUAGUCACUGGAGUUGGAGAAAGAUUUCUAGUCAAAACCGGUGUUAAGUUAAGCCAUCUACCAAAUCUCAAGAAUUGGAAAGUUGUGACGAAGAUGUCGCUGAUGAACAAUGAGAUUGAGAGCAUAACCGACUCUCGCAGAUUGCCCAAUCCGGAUCGUCUUAUAACCUUGUUCCUGCAAAAUAACAGGUUGGUCAAAAUAGUUGGUAACUUCUUUCUGGUCAUGUCGAAUCUGGUGGUUUUGGAUCUAUCUAGCAACCCUGGUAUCAUUGAGUUACCGGAAGAAUUUUCAAUGUUGGUAGCUUUGCGGUAUCUCAGCUUAUUAAAGACUGGGAUAAAGAAUUUGCAAGUUUUAAAAGAUUUGAUAGAACUGAUUCACUUGGAUCUGGAGUCCACAUCCAAUCUUCAAAGCAUCAGCAUAAUUGCAGGAUUACUAAAGUUGCAGGUUUUGAGAUUUUACGGUUCUAGGGCUGCGUUAGAUCUCUCCUUACUGAAGAGCUUGGAGGGUUUAAAUGAUUUAGAACUUUUGACCAUUACUGUGAGAGAAGUUGAUGUUUUGGAAGCUUUCUUAGGAAGCAAUUUGAAAGGGCGUACACAGGGUAUAUAUCUGGAAGGACUCAAAGUAUCUGUGGUAUCAUUUGCAGCAACCUUUGGCGCGUUAGUUGGACUUUCUAAACUUGGAAUUACAGAUUGUGAUAUCACGGAGUCAGAGACGGGAUGGAAGUACAAUGGAAGGAACCAGGAUUCUCCAUCUACAUCAUCCAAUCCAUGUAUCACCCCACGCAAGACAUGGUUCAAGAACCUCUCAGCUGUGGAACUACUCACAUGCGAGGGUCUAACGACUUUGACGUGGCUGAUAUAUGCUGCAAAUCUUGAGUAUCUAAGCAUCACACUGUUACCGAAGCUGAAAGAAAUAAUAAGCGAAGAGAAAGCUGCAGGUGUCAGUGUGGUGGAUCUUUUUCAAAAGCUAAAAGUCCUUCAUCUUGAGUACUUGGAUGAACUUAAGAGCAUCUAUUGGAGUCCACUCUCUUUUCCCUGUCUGAAGAAAGUACAUAUAACAGGCUGCCCUAAGCUGCGUAAGCUUCCAUUAAAUUCCAGAAGUGUCAAGAGAAUUGAUGAUCUUCUCAUAGAAGUGGAUGAAGGAUGGGUAGAAGAAGCUGAAUGGGAGAGUGGAGCUGAAGAGCGAUUUCGUCCUGUAAUCCGCACAACUUCUGUUACUAAGCUUCAUCUGGUGUAGAAAUGCAAACCCAUGAAAAACCUGGUUCCAAAACCAGACAUCACUGAAUGCAACUCAAAGUUCCUACAAGUUCCGUUUUGUUCUUUUAUGCUAGCUUAAACCUGACUCAAAGUCGUAUGCUUGUCUUUUUCAUUCGUAAACUCAAGAUGACUCAAAUUCGCAAGUAUUGUGAAGGACUAUUGAGAAUUUAUGUUCUCUUUACUCUUGAAUUUCGUUUUUGCAAUAUCUCUGAACUUAUGUAUGUCUAACUCAUUCGAGUUCAUGUAUUGCCCUAAAUGUGGCAUCACUUUAUCUACAUUGAAAUUGAAUCAUGCCAUUUAAUUAUGCAUA
Molecule: messenger RNA, 3521 nt
Organism: Camelina sativa (false flax)
Lineage: Eukaryota; Viridiplantae; Streptophyta; Magnoliopsida; Brassicales; Brassicaceae
Source: RefSeq, a predicted model, not a curated record